Messenger RNA from Effrenium voratum, 1605 nucleotides. The record is from the annotation of a GenBank genome assembly. Lineage: Eukaryota; Dinophyceae; Suessiales; Symbiodiniaceae.
GGCCGCAACUCGUGACUUGGCCCGAAAGGGUUCCACCCCUGCGGGCUGGGGGGGUGGGGGGGCAAUGGCAGCGCCAUGAGUUCCACACAGGCGCUCCAGCGGACGGCCACCAAAGACCGCCUGCCGCCCAUCAAGCGCGGCCGAGGCAAGCUCCUCACUGCCAAUUUGGAGCAUGUAGAGGAGACGGGCUCGCAGAGGAGCCAGAACUCCGCACGGCAUGAGCUCCCGGAUGGCUUCUCACUGAUCCACUACAUUCAUGCCAAAGUGGCCACGAUGGACGGCAAGAAGGCGAGAUUCGACAUGGAGUUCCUGAAGAAGUCGCUGCAGUGUCUUGACAAGAGGCAGCUGAACGAGAAAGAGGAGGUCUUUGGGUACACCUCGCUCUCCCUGGCCUGCAGCGUGGGCCACGACCAGGUCGUGCACCUGCUGCUGGCGGACGCGGCGGCGAAGUGCAACCUGGGCAACACCGCGCUGCACUUGGCGGCCCGCGGAGGCCAUGCCAGCGUCGUGCAGAAGCUGAUGAUGCACGGAGCUGCCGUGGGCGCCCAAAACAAGGAGGGGUGGACGCCAUUGAUCUGGGCCGCCAUGAACGGCCGCGGGGCCGUGGUGGAUGCACUGCUGGAAAAGGCCCAGGCGACGUCUGUGGACAAUCAGGGCAUGACAGCGCUGAUGUGGGCCACCCGUCACGGGCACGUGGACAUCAUGAAGUCCAUUUUGGCCACAGGGCCCGACCUCAACUUUCAAGACCUAGACGGCCACACCGUGAUGUAUCACGCCAAGCAACACCGCGCAGCUCGCAAGAUGCUGCAGCAGUUCGAGGAGUUGAACCGGCGGCUGCUGACCUCGGCCAAGUCCGGGGAUGUGACGGAAGCCUCUCUUGCGUUGGAGGCGGGCGCCUUUGUGGAUGCCCUGGACUCGGAGGGCGCGAGCCCUCUGCUGCUGGCGGCCUCGCAGCGGCAUUUGCCCAUGGUGAAGCUUUUGGCACGGCACGGGGCGGACCUCAGUUUGGAGGCCUCGCGCGCCGCCUCGCCCUGGCUGCGGAACUAUGAGUUUCGAACCUCCAUCCAGGAGGUGCUGAGAGACGCGGUGAAGUCCAAUCGCCUGCUCACCCACUCGGCGAAAGAGGGGGACUGGGAGGGUGUGAUGCAGGCCAUCAGCCUUGGGGCGUGGCCGGACCUGCCAGAUGAGUCGCAGAAGACGGCGCUGUCGUGGGCUGCCAGCCACGGCAGCGUGGAUGCGGUGCGUGAGCUGCUGCAGGCCCGCGCCUCGAUCAACACUCGCGACACUUGCGGCUGGACAGCCGUGCACUGGGCCGCGCACAACAACUGGGCCCAGGUGGCCUCCGUGCUGAAGUUCCACGGCGCCGACGUGCACGCCAAGGCCUACACAGGCGACACCGCGGUGCACCUGGCGGCCAAGAGUUGGGGCGCUCGGAGUGUUUCGGAGGUGCCGAAGUCGGAGCUUUCCACUUUGACACUAUUUCUCUGGAAAGUGGAGAGGGCGACGGUCCAACAGGCUCAAUCAUUCGCCAACGGUGCCAUGCGCCUGGCGAGCGCCUCAUCGCUCAUCAGUUUGGGCGAAGAUGUGGACGUGGACGUGGAAUAG